This is a messenger RNA of Cyphomyrmex costatus, 747 nucleotides long. Its product is annotated as protein transport protein Sec31A-like. Gene Ontology annotation, cellular component: COPII vesicle coat; endoplasmic reticulum exit site. The record is from RefSeq and is a predicted model, not a curated record. Gene Ontology annotation, biological process: endoplasmic reticulum to Golgi vesicle-mediated transport; endoplasmic reticulum organization; COPII-coated vesicle cargo loading. The transcript is spliced from 4 exons. Bases 151 to 684 code for a protein of 177 amino acids. Lineage: Eukaryota; Metazoa; Arthropoda; Insecta; Hymenoptera; Formicidae. Gene Ontology annotation, molecular function: structural molecule activity.
UGUUGUCUGGAAGCUUUCAUAGUGUUACAGACGCGUUAUCAAUCACCAUUAUAAAGUGGCUGAAAAGUCUAUAUUAAGAACGCAGCAUUAAGAGAAUAAAUUAUUUAUAUUUUUCAGCCGAAGACAGAUUAUCAAUCACAAAAUCCAAUAAUGCAUCCAUUGCAAACUAAUCAACCAGAACCGAGUUUGUUACCUCAAGACAAUUUCUAUCAAGAAUCUCCUGCAGUUUAUAAUCCGCAAUUCAGGCAAGGUGUAUCAAAUCCGGUACCACUUAACAAACCAGUUGAAUCAUCACAAUCUGUAAUGCCUGCAAGAGUUGCGGAACCUGAGAAACCUAAAGCACCUAUACCCGAGCAACAUAUGCAUUUAAAAACGAUUUUGGAUGAAUUAAAAAAUCAAUGCUAUGAAAAUGCAAAGAAUCCGCAAAUCAAAAGAAAGAUAGAAGAUGUGUCAAAAAAACUGGAAGUACUAUAUGAUUGCCUUAGAGAAAAUAAGUUAUCUCAGAAUACAUUGCAAGGCUUACAUCAAAUAUCACAGAUGAUUCAAAAUGGCAAUUAUACAGGCGGACUAGACUUACAUACACAAUUAGUAUCAGGACCAGAUUUUAGUCAAAUAGCUUCCUUUAUGCCUGGGAUAAAAGUAUUACUGUUAAGUGCUCUUCAAUUGAGCGUUUACAUUAGAUAGAAUGCCUAAAAAUCUAAAUUGUUCAUAUAUAUUCAGUAUGAAUUUUUAUAAUUGCGAACAGUC